AUGACCCCGCCCGGUGUCGUUGGCGCAAAUGGAAGAGUGUUUCACGCCAAAAUCGCCGCGGCGGCAACGGCAAACUCUCCUCUUGCGCGAAGAUUAAAAGGGAGGCAUCUGCAAAUGAUUGCAAUUGGAGGCUCAAUAGGUACCGGACUUUUCGUUGCAUCGGGCAAAUCUCUCGCAACUGGUGGACCCGCAUCUCUUAUUAUAUGUUUUACACUCAUUGGACUUAUGUUAUAUUGUACGGUGCAUGCUUUGGGUGAAAUGGCUGUUCUUUUUCCCGUUUCGGGGUCGUUUUCGGCAUACUCGACACGAUUUUUGGAUCCGGCUAAUUAUGCUAUGCAAUGGCUUGUUGUUCUUCCAUUAGAGAUUAUUGCGGCAUCUAUCACAAUCGAUUUUUGGGACACGACACAGCGGUACAACCACGCUAUAUUUGUCACGGUAUUUCUCUUCACAAUCAUCGGCAUAAACAUGUUCGGGGUGAAAGGUUACGGAGAAGCAGAGUUUUUCUUUGCUAUUGUCAAGGUCGUAGCUAUUAUUGGAUACAUUCUUUUAGCCAUAACCCUUAACUGUGGUGGUAGCCUUGAAGAAGGUUACGUAGCUGGUCAAUUGUGGCAUAAUCCAGGCGCUUUUAACAAUGGCUUCAAAGGCCUCUGUAGUGUUUUUGUUACAGCGGCUUUUGCUUUUGCUGGAACUGAAUUGGUUGGCCUCGCUGCCGCUGAAACGCAGAAUCCUAGAAAGUCAUUGCCAACGGCUGUGAAACAAGUAUUCUGGCGUAUCACUCUUUUCUAUAUCGUCUCACUUACACUCGUUGGACUACUCGUUCCUUAUACCGACGAAAGACUCCUCACUGCUGGUAGUGCGAAUGCUGCCGCAAGUCCCUUUGUUAUCUCUAUUCAGAAUGCCGGAAUAACGGUACUCCCUUCUAUUAUGAACGUGGUUAUUCUCAUUGCUGUGUUAUCUGUCGGUAAUUCCUCAAUAUUUGGGUCUUCCCGGACUCUUGCAGCAUUAGCAGACCAAGGACAAGCCCCGAAAAUUUUAGCUUAUGUCGAUCGUAAAGGACGUCCUAUUGUAUCUAUUUGCGUAUCUUCGGUGCUUGGGUUUCUUGCAUAUGCAGCGGAUUCUGGUGCCCAAGGGACUGUCCUAGAUUGGAUGCUAGCACUGUCUGGACUCUCUUCGAUCUUUACUUGGGGAUCUAUCUGUCUCGCCCAUAUUCGUUUUCGACGAGCUUGGAGACUUCAGGGUCAUAGUCUGGAUGAAUUGGCCUUUCGUUCUCAGCCAGGAGUCAUAGGCUCCUGGAUUGGAUUUUUAUUUAAUGUUCUUAUUCUUAUCGCACAAUUCUGGACGGGUGCAUGGCCUACGGGCUACGAGGCAAUGACGGCACUUGAACAGUGUCGAAGCUUUUUCAUAGCUUACUUAGCGGCACCCAUCGUAAUUGUUUUCUAUGUUGGAUAUAAGGUUUGGUACAGAACUUCUAUCAUGAGAUCGAUGGAUAUGGAUUUAAAGACUGGAAUGCGUGGUUUAGAUUUACCAGCGCUGAUAGCAGAAGAGCGAGCCGAGAAAGCAGCAUGGCCAAAGUGGAAACGAGUAUACAAAACAGUCUAUCUCUGCAUGUCGGACAAUACCUAG
Sclerotinia sclerotiorum 1980 UF-70 is the source of this 1623-nucleotide messenger RNA. RefSeq lists its product as hypothetical. Gene Ontology annotation, cellular component: membrane. Lineage: Eukaryota; Fungi; Ascomycota; Leotiomycetes; Helotiales; Sclerotiniaceae. The record is from RefSeq and is a predicted model, not a curated record. The transcript is spliced from 5 exons. Gene Ontology annotation, biological process: amino acid transmembrane transport. Gene Ontology annotation, molecular function: amino acid transmembrane transporter activity. The coding region runs from base 1 to 1623 and encodes 540 amino acids.